AUGACAGAUGCCACUGAGUCCUUCGCCAAGGACCUCCUGGCAGGUGGAGUGGCCGCAGCCAUCUCCAAGACGGCGGUAGCGCCCAUCGAACGGGUCAAACUGCUGCUGCAAGUGCAGGAUGCCAGCAAGCAAAUCACCACAGAUAAGCAAUACAAGGGCAUUAUAGACUGGGUUCGUAUCCCCAAGGAGCAAGGAGUCCUGUCCUUCUGGCGUGGUAACCUGGCCAGUGUCAUCAGAUACUUCCCCACCCAGGCUCUCAACUUUGCCUGCAAAGAUAAAUACAAGCAGAUCUUCCUGGGUAGUGUAGACAAGAGAACCCAGUUCUGGUGCCACUUUGCUGGGAAUUUAGCAUCAGGUGGUGUGGCUGGGGCCACCUCCUUGUGUUUUGUGUAUCCUUUUGAUUUUGCCCGUACCCGUCUAGCAGCUGAUGUGGGCCAAGCUGGAGCUGAAAGGGAAUUCAAAGGCCUCAGUGACGGCCUGGCUAAGAUCUACAAAUCGGAUGGAAUUAAAGGCCUGUAUCAAGGCUUUAAUGUGUUUGUGCAGGGUGUAAUCAUCUCCGGAGCUGCCUACUUCGGUAUCUAUGACACUGCAAAGGGAAUGCUUCCAGAUCCCGCGAAUACUCACGUCUUCAUCAGCUGGAUGAUUGCACUGUCUGUCACAGCGGUGGCUGGGUUGACUUCCUAUCCGUUUGACACUGUGCGCCGCCGCAUGAUGAUGCAGUCGGGGCACAAAGGAACUGAAAUCAUGUACACAGGCACACUUGACUGCUGGAGGAAGACUGCUCGUGAUGGAGGAAGCAAAGCUUUUUUCAAGCGUGCGUGGUCCAAUGUUCUCAGAGGCAUGGGUGGGGCUUUUGUGCUUGUCUUGUAUGAUGAAAUCAAGAAGUUCACAUAA
Rhinolophus ferrumequinum (greater horseshoe bat) is the source of this 894-nucleotide messenger RNA. RefSeq names its product ADP/ATP translocase 2-like. Gene Ontology annotation, biological process: mitochondrial ATP transmembrane transport; mitochondrial ADP transmembrane transport. Gene Ontology annotation, cellular component: mitochondrial inner membrane. The record is from RefSeq and is a predicted model, not a curated record. NCBI's taxonomy places the organism in Eukaryota, Metazoa, Chordata, Mammalia, Chiroptera, Rhinolophidae. Gene Ontology annotation, molecular function: ATP:ADP antiporter activity.